CAGAAGUCGAGAUUGGAGGGAAGGGUGGUAGGCUGGAAAACUUCUUCCUCUCCUUUCACUAAGCCACUAUGGUUUUCCCAGGACCUGCUCUGCUCUGCUCUGCUCUCGCUUACCGGUUCAGACUCUCCUGAUGCGGCCUUUCCCUGAGGCCUUGGCCUAAGGGCUUCCUCCCCUCCACUUCCUUUCAGAGUCUUAGCAAAGCCGGCCGUGCUGCUGGAAAGCGUGUCACGCACGCCUCUCGCUCGGUGCGUUUCCACACUCCACCUCCUUGGGCUUUUUUCCUCCAUCGCCGCCACCUUCUCUUCGCUCUCUCCUGUUGGACUUGUCUUUAUUUGGCGCUGCCGGAAACUCCCCGGGCUGCACCUCCCUCCCUUUGUGCUGCUUUUUGUGAGUGACACCACUUCAUACUGAAGAGGAAGAGGAGGGAGGGAGGGGGAGCGAGGGAGCGCCUACGGAUUUUCGUGGUGGAGAGGAGAAAAGAGGCUCCAAACAGAAUGGCAGAAGUGGCUUUGAUAGAAAGAUUGGAAAAUGCUGUAAUUAGGCUUGAAUCAUUGUUGUCAGAGUCACACAGAGCUGCUGGAACUAUCAAUGGAUUCAAUGGAGAGGUAGCGCCAUAUGUUGAAGCUUUUGAUAGACUCAUGAAUGGGAGUCUAGCUGAAUUUAUAAAGAAUAGCAAGAUCCUUGAUGGUGAUGUGAAGACUCACGCAGAAAUGGUUCGUGCAGCUUUCCAAGCUCAAAGGGCAUUUCUUCGGUUGACCUCACAUUAUCAAGAACCUCAGGAGAGUGAAGUUGCCAUUCUUCUAAAACCAAUAUCGGACAAGAUUCAGGAAAUUCAGAUGUUCAGAGAGAGAAACCGUGGAAGCAACAUGUUUAAUCAUCUGUCUGCUGUCAGUGAAAGUAUUCCAGCUCUUGGAUGGAUAGCAAUUUCUGCUAAGCCAGGGCCUUAUGUAAAGGAGAUGAAUGAUGCUGCUACAUUUUAUACUAACAGGGUGUUAAAAGACUACAAACAUAGUGAUUUGCGUCAUGUUGAUUGGGUGAAAUCAUUCUUGAAUAUCUGGACAGAGCUUCAAGCAUACAUAAAAGAAUAUCAUACUACUGGGCUCACCUGGAGCAAAACUGGUCCAGUUGCCUCAGCAACAUCAGGUUUGCCUGCUCUAGUGAACAACCAAGGCCUUCUUCCUCCUCCGCCACUACCACCUCCACCGCCUCCACCACCAGGAUCUCCUCCUGUCAUCGAUACAGGAAAUGCAAAAGAUGAUACAACUGCUACUCGCUCAGCUUUAUUUGCUCAAUUGAACCAGGGAGAAACAAUUACUCAAGGGCUUCGACAUGUCUCUGAUGACCAGAAGACCCAUAAGAAUCCCAGUCUGCGUGCUCAAGGAGCACCAAUUCAAUCUCCUACCAAAACCUAUACUUCUGAGUCUUCCACGAUACCUCCUCAAAAGAGUUACUCUCCUGUGUUAGAACUUGAAGGCAAAAAAUGGAGAGUGGAGUACCAGGAGGACAAGAAUGACCUAUUAAUUUCAAACACUGAACUCAAGCAAGUAGCUUACAUCUUCAAGUGCAGUAAAUCUACAUUACAGAUAAAAGGAAAAGUUAAUUCCAUUACUAUUGACAACUGCAAAAAGUUUGGCCUUGUAUUUGACAAUGUUGUUGGUAUUGUUGAAGUAAUAAAUUCCAAGGAUAUUCAGAUACAGGUACUUGGGAAAGUGCCAACCAUCUCAGUGAAUAAAACUGAAGGCUGCCAUAUAUACCUCAGUGAGGAAUCAUUGGAUUGUGAGAUUGUGAGUGCUAAGUCAUCUGAAAUGAAUAUCCUGAUACCACUGGAUGGCGACUAUAAAGAAUUUCCUGUCCCUGAACAGUUUAAGACAUCAUGGGAUGGAUCGAAAUUGGUUACUGACCCUACAGAGAUUGUGGGUUAGCUUCCAUAGGCCAUACAGAAACUGCUGACCAUGAUCUCCAAAGAAAUUCUGCCAGAAGAAAGUAGCAGCACGAAGAACAAGUAGCACUAGUUUGUACCAUGGGCGUCUCCACAGGGGGACACCUGGGGCAAAUGAUGACAUGUGCAUGAUGACAUCAUUGUGCAAAUACUACAGAUUAUCUGCUUGUGUCAGAAGGUAGGAUGCAAGUAUAUUAUUGAAGCAUUUGCAUGAUGUCACUAUGCAUGUGUCGUUUCUUGGCAUUAUUGCUGUUUGCUGCUGAUGCCAAUAGUUUAUACUGCAGUUAAUAGGUUUUCAAGAAGCUAUUCCAUGGCCUAAAAUCAGUUGCUUUACAUAUAUUAUUUUUUCUUCACUGAGGUAAUCAUUGGAGGAAAAUAUAUAUAUAAUGAAAUGCAUAAUUACAUUUCAGGAAGGCAUGGUUUUUUGCCAUGAUUACACAUGCUUGGAAAUCAUUCUAUUCAGUCUCUGUAUACUUUUUGUAAGUAAACUGACAUUUUAAAAAUAUCCACAAUUUGCUUUUGCUUUUUUUUUUUUGCAGAUAACGCAUACACAGUUAUCAUAUGAAUGUAUAAAGAUGUUAGAGUUAAGCCAGUGGCUAUUUCAUACAAUAAGCCAAAUUAUCUGCAUGAUAUAUUUUGUAAUAUUUCAGCGCAUUCCUUUUUUUAAAGUUUUGGCAGGCAAAAGAAAAUAACAAUCAAUCAUAAUAUGUUAAAAUAUUUCAUGGAAUUGAUCAUGUACUAAAGCUGGACCUCAAGAAGUCUGUAGUUUUUAAUGCUUUUAAAAGUAAAGUAUCAACUCUCUGGAGAAUAUUUGCUAAUGGAAAAGAAGCCAGAUGUUUUAAUUAUAUUUCAGCUACAUGCUUCCAUCCUCUGUUCCGUGUUUUUAGCACUGUGGAGGCUGAUAGUGUAGCACCUGCAAGGGCUAUAUCACCUGCAGUACUAUACAGUAGCGCACCCUGAACUCCACUUUAAAAAGAAAAAUGCCCAAAAUCUAGUGAUUCCAAAUGUUUCAAGUUCUCUGUUCUUGCAUGAGAUCUUGUGAGAUCAUGGAUGAUGAUGAUGAUGAUUUUGUAACUACUGCUUAAAAAGCUAUUGGCCCAUUUGCUGGAUUUUUAACUUUGAUCAUUUUUAUUUCAACUUGCCUCAGGGUCCCAUUUCCAGAAACUGUUAGGUUUUUCUUUCAAAAUUUUAAGAUUGUUAUUCCAAAAUGUAAUGUUAAUCUCUGCUCAUAUUUCAUGUGAAUAUCCCCUGCCAUUAAGCUUUUUUAAUGAAUAGUAGCAAAUUUAUAAUACAACCUAACUGUGAAAGCGAUGGGAUUCUGCAAUAAAAUACAAAUUCAAAUGAAAAUUAAGCAGCUUCUGGUUUUAAAAAAAAGUAUCUUAGAGAUUUCAUUUUGUUCAGAGAAGUAGGUAGAGUUGUAGAUCUGUUUUUAUUUCUGUUUGUAAAAUUUGCAUGCAGAUCUUUGAAGGCUUACAUUUUUCUCCAUAAAUUCUGAACUCAGACUAAAUAAAUUGUAUUUUUAGGGGAUAUAUGCUUGAUUUCAUAAUCCAUAUUGUUAAUUUUUAACGUUGAUGUGGUGUGUAAUACUGUAUGAUUUCAAUGCACAGUACUUAACUUUGCCAUGUAUCUUUGGUUACUUAUAAUACUUCAUAAUAGCAAAACAAUAAUAGGCUUAUAAAACUCAGCAGGACCUAUAUUGUGCCUAUUGCAACUAACUCUUUUUUACUGCAAUAUCCAUCAGUGUUACAAUAGGGCUCAUAAAAUAAAAUUUUGGUAUGUUGUUUGAUCAAUAUGUAUAAUGUUGUGGGUUUAGUACAUGCCAAUUUCAGUUGUAAACAUUUGGCAUGAAUAAAGAUAAAAUUGCAACUUU
Python bivittatus (Burmese python) is the source of this 3809-nucleotide messenger RNA. RefSeq names its product cyclase associated actin cytoskeleton regulatory protein 2 (gene CAP2). Gene Ontology annotation, molecular function: adenylate cyclase binding; actin binding. Gene Ontology annotation, cellular component: cytoplasm. NCBI's taxonomy places the organism in Eukaryota, Metazoa, Chordata, Lepidosauria, Squamata, Pythonidae. The record is from RefSeq and is a predicted model, not a curated record. Gene Ontology annotation, biological process: cell morphogenesis; actin filament organization; cytoskeleton organization.